Haliotis rubra (blacklip abalone) is the source of this 1764-nucleotide messenger RNA. RefSeq lists its product as uncharacterized. The record is from RefSeq and is a predicted model, not a curated record. The coding region runs from base 386 to 1396 and encodes 336 amino acids. The transcript is spliced from 3 exons. NCBI's taxonomy places the organism in Eukaryota, Metazoa, Mollusca, Gastropoda, Lepetellida, Haliotidae.
AAUCUCCAUCUCAUCUGGUCUCCUUUCCAAAGGAUUACUAGUAUUUGUUACUGUCAAAAUUAUAUAUUCAGAGAUUAAGCGUUAGUCUAUAGGCCAACAUGUUUGUAAUUCUUGAUAUAAAUAAUGAAAUUAGUUAUCAAAUAUAAAAUGCGAUCAUCUAACACAGAAAUGACUCUAUUAUCAUAAAUAAUGAAAGACACAUAUACAACAUGACGGGACGGGUGCUUCGCCGACACACGACCGUGCACCGAGAGAGAAAACCAGUCAAACGUCACGUUCAUUUCCUUGUCUCGUCUGUCUAGAAUACAGGGAAGUAGCUGCGCUAACAAUCGACGAUAGUUGACUGAUUCAACAACUGUGCUCUUCAACAGAAGAAGUUGUUGUAAUGUUCACCAUUUACACCGCAACCGGACUCUGCCAGCAUCUUGGACUGCCAACGCUUUUCAGACGUGGUGUUCUGUCUUGCUCGUAUCUGAGACAGUUCAGUACUGACGGGUCACCAGAACAAAGUGAUGAUGCCAUUUCAGGACUUCUUUCCCGACGCUUCAUGGCCAGCCUGAAGAACAUGGGAUACAGUCAGACGGUGGACACGACAGAGACGCAGUCUAUCGUACAUACUCCUGGCUUUUCACUUGAAUCCUUGGACAGAGACGGUAAUCCCACAAUGCCGAGCUUGAUGCGAUUUGUAACCAUAGCUAGAAUAUUUGCUUCCCACUGUCCCCUGGAUGUGUCUGGAAGGACACUAUUUGACUACGCUGAGCUCACGUCGGACAGACUGGCGUUCGCAGCUUCAUCCGAGUUCGUUACAGAAAGGGAACUUUAUGACAUAUCCGUACCUAAGAACCCCUUAGAUGUUUUGUAUCAACUCGGGUAUGUUGGCAAGUCAUCCUUCAGUUCCGUUGGUUCCAUUAUUGUUCCAUCAACCGGUCAGACCAUCCUCAAAAACAUCAAUCAUCUCGUUGGAAUGGAUAAAACAAGCAGACGACCUAAACCUCUUCCGGAUUGGUGGAGGGAGAAACAUGGCGGAUCCGCCAUCUUGAAAAAUCCAAUGAUAGUUCCAAAAUUAGAGCGGCCAGGUGGCGCUGUGCUGUACAAUGUCAAGGUCGCAUGGGUGCACACUGACAAUCAUAAUCACACCAACUACGCAUACUAUGCGUACUACUGCGUCAACGCAUUGCAUUAUGCCAUAGAGAAAGGUUGCAUGGGAGCUGUUACCAAGGGGGUGGUCAAACGUGGCAUCAAGUCCAUGAGGAACACUUACAUCGGGGAGAGUUUAGAGAACGAUGAGCUGACUAUUUGGGUGUGGGCAUCGGACCAGGAUGACAAAACUGUACAUUUCGAUAUUCAGAAAUUGGGCCAGUCUAUAUUCCAGAGCACGUUUGUUUAUCACGACUGACAGUUUCAGUGGUGUUUUCAUCUCAAAAUGUAAAAUCUCAAAGGACCAGCGCCCACUUGCACAACGCGAUCUUAGCAGCGCUAUGACGAUCGUAAUUCUAACAUAGACAUGGUAGUUGUAGCAUUAAGGUCGCUUUGUACAACUGGGCCCAGGUGUGAUAAAUGUACACUGUGAAUUAAAAAACAUCGGGUCGACAAUGAUGAGCCAUUGAGUUGAAGAAUAUGAGUUUACAAAUUAAAGUAACAAACAUUGUCAUUGCCAGCUCCGCAAAUCCAGACACACCAAAUCCAUGGAUACCACAAAGGUAAAGCGUUUUGGAAUCUCUCCACGUUUUAUAUUUAGGUUAUUACAGAAGAUACUUGACUCGA